This is a messenger RNA of Dreissena polymorpha, 882 nucleotides long. RefSeq lists its product as uncharacterized. Lineage: Eukaryota; Metazoa; Mollusca; Bivalvia; Myida; Dreissenidae. The coding region runs from base 177 to 833 and encodes 218 amino acids. The record is from RefSeq and is a predicted model, not a curated record. The transcript has 2 exons. Gene Ontology annotation, molecular function: protein binding.
CAAAUGAUUUGAUAUGUGGCAAUCAGUUUCUAUGUACAAAAGAGCCAUUUAGAAAGUUAUAUCGACCGCUACGCGGCUCUCUUGCAAUACUGGAAUAGAGCAGUGGAACAACUUGUGAUCCGUUAUAUAUUACGGAUAGUGUCAACACGGCCUUUAUUCUUGUAGUGGAUUUAAACAUGAAAGAAAGCAAUUUGUGUGCAUUGAUAAUAAAAGUUAGAGCUAAAUUAAGAUUUAUACCAAACCAACGACCAUCCGCUGACGUCUGCGCUGGCCCUAUGGUCAAAGGCGUCUCGAUGACUAAGAAUGACCUGCAUUCGGACGCGUGCACACUCCUGGGUAUCUUACGCCGGAACGAAGACAGACUGAAUGAUGCCGGUAAACAGCUGGUGAAGCAGAACCGGAAGUACGCUUGUGACGUGUUCAUGCACGAAGUGGACGGUUGGACGCCGUUCCACGCGUUUGUUUUGCGAGGCGCUCGCAAAAUGGUGAAACUUUGUCUUAAGGCGGGCGUCGACGUGAAUUUGACUAUGGGAUCUCCUGACGGCGUCCCGGGCGGGUGCACAGCGAUCCACCUGGCCGCCCACCGCGGUGACGUCAGUAUGAUCGAUGUGUUGAUCUCAAACGGAGCUGAUUUAAAUGUGAGGGACAACAAUGGUACCACCCCGGUGGUGUACGCGUCCUUGGCCAAUAAUAGUCUCGCAGUGCGGACAUUGCAGCGCGCAGGCGCGGACGUGACCGGAUGUGACGUGAACAGUAAACAUAGUUCAGAGGAUAUGGGGUCAUCCCCGAUUAAGUGCCUUUUACCCUUUGUUUGCUCAGGGGGACGACGGUAGCAUAACGUGAUAGCUCAACCAUGUGAUCCAAGCAUCAUGAGCAGCAGCA